Messenger RNA from Panicum virgatum (switchgrass), 2383 nucleotides. Its product is annotated as probable metal-nicotianamine transporter YSL13. NCBI's taxonomy places the organism in Eukaryota, Viridiplantae, Streptophyta, Magnoliopsida, Poales, Poaceae. Gene Ontology annotation, molecular function: oligopeptide transmembrane transporter activity. Bases 491 to 2161 code for a protein of 556 amino acids. The transcript has 6 exons. The record is from RefSeq and is a predicted model, not a curated record. Gene Ontology annotation, cellular component: membrane.
AUGGCGAAGGGCCCUGAUUGUGCUUUUCCCAAAAACAUCUUGCGGAAAGAUCAGAAAAAAAAAAGUAAAAAUCUUAACAGAAUUUUUGCUGUCAAACAUGUUGCUUUUCUAUUCGUAAGUAGUGGCAAGUUGGUAGCAUAGUGAAACCUGUUUUCUUCUACAGUCUCUUCAGUGGAAAAAUGUAGCCUUAGAGCAACUCCAAGAGACUAGGUAAAAUUCCUAUCUAAAUGACUAGUUAAAUGACAAGGUAAAAGAAUAAAAAGCUAAUCAAAGGGUGGGAGAGAUCCAACAGUCUCUCCAUCUAUGCCUCUGCUCCACUCCAAAAAAAAUUGAUCUGACACGUAGGACCCACUCGUCAUCCCCCUCCCCUUCUUUCUCCAGCUCGGCCGUAGUGCGGCGGCGCGCGGCUCCUUCCCGUGUGGCUCUCCACGCCGGCGCCUACCCUCCUCCACGGCCUCGCCACGGGGGCUUUGGUAGCUACAUAUUAGCUAUGAGUGAUAAAAUUGCUGCCAUGUCAACUGAGGCAAAUGAUGCUCAAAAUAUCAAAAAUCCGCAACUUGGAUGGAUAAUUGGUUUCCUGUUCCUUGUCAGCUUCAUUGGGCUAUUCGGCCUUGUGCCACUGAGAAAGAUUAUGAUCGUUGACUACAAGUUGACGUAUCCCAGUGGCACUGCUACAGCCUACCUCAUAAAUGGCUUCCAUACGCCCCAGGGUGCCAAGCUUGCAAGGAAGCAAGUGAAGAAAUUGGGUACAUUCUUUGUCCUUAGCUUUGUUUGGGGUUUCUUUCAGUGGUUCUAUACUGCUAACGCAGAUGAAUGUGGAUUCCAAAAGUUUCCAUCACUAGGCCUGCAAGCUUACAAAAACAGGUUUUACUUUGAUUUCUCUCCUACGUAUGUUGGAGUGGGAAUGAUUUGCUCGCAUAUUGUCAACAUAUCUAUCCUCUUGGGAGCCAUCCUCUCAUGGGGAAUAAUGUGGCCCCUCCUAGCCAAGAAAAGGGGAAUUUGGUUCUCUGCUGAUCUCGCUGACACUAGUCUUCACGGAAUGCAAGGUUACCGGGUCUUCAUAGCCAUUGCCUUGAUUCUUGGGGAUGGUCUAUAUAACUUCCUAAAGAUAUUCAUUCUUACAGUGAUCUCGUUAAGAUCUCAACUCAAGAAAAGUAAUGCUAGUACACUUCCUAUCUCUGAUGAUGGCACAGUUACUGACAUCACACCUAUCUCAUACGACGAAGAGCGAAGAAACGAGCUCUUCCUCAAAGACCAAAUUCCUUGGUAUGUUGCACUUGGAGGCUAUGUUGUUAUUGCUGCCAUAUCUAUCGGUACUGUCCCACAGAUAUUCCCACAGCUCAAGUGGUACCACAUCCUGGUAGCCUACAUUUUUGCUCCUGUACUUGCCUUCUGCAAUGCCUAUGGAGCUGGCCUCACUGACUGGUCUCUAGUUACCACCUACGGGAAGCUUGCGAUCUUCGCAUUCGGUGCAUGGGUAGGCGCCUCGCAUGGUGGUGUUCUUGCUGGCCUGGCUGCCUGUGGCGUGAUGAUGAACAUCGUGGGCACUGCUGCUGACCUGAUGGGGGACUUCAAAACAGGAUACCUGACAUUGGCCUCACCAAGGUCAAUGUUCAUCAGUCAGGUCAUAGGCACGGCAAUGGGCUGCAUCAUCGCUCCCUGCGUGUUCUGGCUCUUCUACAAGGCCUUCGGCAACAUUGGCGUCGACGGCAGCGAGUACCCCGCGCCGAACGCCGCCGUCUUCCGGAGCAUGGCGAUACUGGGUGUGGACGGCUUCUCCUCGCUCCCGAAGAACUGCCUCACCCUCUGCUACGUGUUCUUCGCCGCGGCGAUCGUCAUCAACCUGAUCAGAGACCUGGUGCCCAAGAAGGUGUUGCGGUUCAUCCCGAUCCCGAUGGCGAUGGCCAUCCCGUUCUACAUCGGGGCGUACUUCGCGGUGGACAUGUUCAUCGGGACGGCGAUACUGUUCGUGUGGCAGAGACUGGACAGAGCCAAGGCGGACGCAUUCGCUCCUGCGGUCGCCUCCGGCAUGAUCUGUGGCGAUGGGAUAUGGGUCCUCCCUCAGUCGGUGCUGGCCCUCGCCAAGGUUAAGCCUCCGAUCUGCAUGAAGUUCCUGUCAAGGACGAUGAAUGACAAGGUGGAUGCUUUCCUUACAACGUAGAACGUUUGGUGGAAACGACGACAUGUGUCAGUUAUGAGUAAUGAAGCCAAUGUUCAGUCUUCUCCUCAUCUGAUGUGUGUGCGUGCAAUGGGUAGUCAUCUUCUACUUCAGUAAGUCCGUGUGUCAGCAAGAAGACAAAUGUUCUGAGGUUAAUAUCAACUAUACAAGAUAAAAGAAGUUAUGUACAGGUUGCUUUUACUAGACCUGAUAAGUCAUGUGUUU